Miscanthus lutarioriparius is the source of this 1320-nucleotide messenger RNA. The record is from the annotation of a GenBank genome assembly. Lineage: Eukaryota; Viridiplantae; Streptophyta; Magnoliopsida; Poales; Poaceae.
AUGGCUAUGAUAAAGAGUAGGAUUUUGAAAUUCCUGAUCCCCAUCCUUAGCCAAAGCAAAGCGCCAAAGCUGCCUACACCACCAGCACGCGCGCCUAAGAACCGUGGCGCCGGGAAGAGGAGGACCUUGGCUGCCACGCGCUCAAGCCUCUGCCAGGCGGCCAGGCCCUCACCCAUACCUGUGGCCGAGCGUGCUACGCGCAAUCUGAUGCGCGAGCUGGAGUUCAUCAACAGCCAGCAGCAGCAGGCACCAGACGCGGCGGUGGAUGAGUAUGUGGAUCUGUAUGCAGGGAACCUUCCAGAGAUGGCAGUUGAGGCCAUCAAGGCGGCGACUCGUAUGGGCAACAAGAAGCUGACCAAGGUCCUGGAGGCAAUUGUGCAGGAGGCGGAUGCAGUGGAGAUGGAGACUAAGUCAUCGGCUGCUGCCUGUUUCGUAGUCAUUGCAGCAAGAAGGGAGGCGGCGAGACUGAUUGUGCAGCAAGCAAGGCCACACAUUGUGUGUCUGCAGGAAACCAAACUGGAUGCCAUUGAUGGACCUCUGAUGAAACCAGGGGGGAGUACUGACUGCCUGGGACCAAGAUCACAUCAUGGGAGAAGCAGUGAGGAGGGGGGCUUUCUGCCUCUCGAUACAGCAAACAACAAUGAUAAGCAAGCCUUCCUGGCCGAGCUGAUCGGGUGCCAGCCGGGGAGCAGGCCAUGGCUUUGCCUCGGCGAUUUCAACCUCAUCUAUGAGGCCCAGGACAAAAAUAACAACAACAUCAAUAGGGCACAUAUGAGGAGAUUCAGACAGGCCCUGGACGCAAGUGAACUGAUGGAGAUCAAGCUCCAAAAUAGGAAAUACACAUGGAGCAAUGGGAGGAGAAACCCGACAUUAGUGAAGCUUGACAGAGUUUUUUGCAACCGUGAAUGGGAUGAAAUUCUUCCAAGCGCCGGUCUGCUAGCCCUUAGCAGUUCCCUCUCAGACCACUUCCCUCUUUUUCUUUGUAAUCAGCAGCAGCCGCACAGGAAAGUGAGCUUCAAGUUUGAAACCUUCUGGACACGAGUGCCUGACUUCCCCCAAGUGGUGCAGAAUGCAUGGAAUGAACCUGUUAGAGGAAAUAAUCCACUGAUGAUCCUUCACAACCGACUUCAGAACACAGCACGGGCACUUAAAAGGUGGAGCAAGUCGCUAUUCAGUGAAGCACGCCUACAAAUGCAAAUGGCAAAUGAAGUGAUCUUGCUAUUGGAUAUUGCCCAAGAAUCGAGGCCGCUAUCUGAGGCAGAGUCUGAUCUUCACAGACAGCUGAAACAACUACUAUUGGGCUGGGCAGCAAUAGAAUGA